Messenger RNA from Ctenocephalides felis (cat flea), 1006 nucleotides. RefSeq names its product glutathione S-transferase theta-1-like. Bases 221 to 889 code for a protein of 222 amino acids. Gene Ontology annotation, cellular component: cytoplasm. Lineage: Eukaryota; Metazoa; Arthropoda; Insecta; Siphonaptera; Pulicidae. Gene Ontology annotation, biological process: glutathione metabolic process. The record is from RefSeq and is a predicted model, not a curated record. The transcript is spliced from 5 exons. Gene Ontology annotation, molecular function: glutathione transferase activity.
UUGUGGGCUUCUUUGACAUCAAAAUUUUAUGAUUCUAUAAAUAAUUCCUUUUUUUUGUUAGUUCAUGUUCCGUGGACUUUGGUCAUCAAUUCAGACAAGUCAAAUUUGUGAUUGAAGUCGUAUUCAUUGUAAAAACAAUAUUAGAAUACAAUAUAUUUAUAUACAAACUUUAAAACAAUUUGGUGUUUUUACGUGCUUAUUAUUCUUGUAUAUAACUAAAAUGUCUUUAAAACUCUAUUUUGAUUUAUUAUCUCAACCAUCAAGAGCCUUAUAUAUUUAUUUGAAAGCAGCAAAAGUACCUUUUGAGCCGUGCAUGGUGCCUUUGGCAAAAAAUGCACAGUUGAAACCAGAAUACGCAAAAAUAAACCGAUUUCAGAAAGUUCCAUGUAUUGAUGACAAUGGUUUUAAAUUGGCUGAAAGUGUGGCAAUUUUCCGUUAUUUGGCACGAACAUAUCCUAAGGAAGACCAUUGGUACCCAAAAGAUUCAAAGAGUCAGGCAUCUGUUGAUGAAUUUUUAGAAUGGCAACAUACUGCUUUACGAAUGCCAUGUGGAAUGUAUUUUGUGAAUAAGUGGUUAUUACCUUUCAAAACUGGUAAAGAAACUCCAGUUGAGAAAAUUAAUGAAAGUAAAAUGCAAAUGGAUCAAGCCUUAGAUUUAUUUGAGAAACAUUGGCUGAAGGACAGGCCCUAUAUGGCUGGUGAAAAAAUAUCAAUAGCAGACAUUGUUGGUGCUUGUGAAGUUGAACAACCUAAAAUAGCUGGAUUUGAUCCUGCUGAGGGUAGACCUCUUUUCAAGGAAUGGUUGGAAAGGGUUCGUAAAGAUCUGAACCCUCACUAUGAUGAAGCACAUAAAUUUGUAUACAAAUUAUUUAAUGAUCAGAAACAAUAAUAGGUUAACUACUUUGUUAUAUUAUUCGAAAAAUAUAUAUUUGAUAAUGAAUGGAAAUGUUAUCAUUUGUGACAACUUUUUGAUUCUAAUUGGAUUACAAAUAAAAUUAAAUAAAUU